GUACCGCCCCCGGGGCGGGCCCAGUGCGUGGCAGCCGGACCGCUGGCAGUGUCGCGAAGUUUCCAGCCCUGAGAGCCGCGCCGAGCCGCCCGAACGUCCCAGGACCACGCCAUGAGGCCCCUGCUGCUCCUGGCCCCACUGGGCUGGCUGCUCCUGGCGGAAGCGAAGGGCGACGCCCAGCCGGAGGACAACCUCUUAGUUCUCACAGUGGCCACCAAGGAGACUGAGGGAUUCCGACGUUUCAAGCGCUCAGCCCAGUUCUUCAACUACAAGAUCCAGGCGCUUGGCCUAGGGGAGGACUGGAACGGUGGGCAGGAGACACCGGCAGGUGGUGGGCAGAAGGUUCGGCUGCUGAAGAAAGUUCUGGAGAAGCAUACAGACAAGGAGAACUUGGUCAUUCUCUUCACAGACAGCUAUGAUGUGGUGUUUGCAUCAGGGCCCCGGGAGCUCCUCAAGAAGUUCCGGCAGGCCAAGAGCCAGGUGGUCUUCUCAGCCGAGGAGCUCAUCUACCCGGACCGGAGGCUGGAGGCCAAGUACCCAGUGGUGUCUGAUGGCAAGAGGUUCCUGGGCUCUGGAGGCUUCAUCGGUUAUGCCCCCAAUCUCAACAAACUGGUGUCCGAGUGGGAGGGCCGGGACAGCGACAGCGACCAGCUCUUUUAUACCAAGAUCUUCUUAGACCCGGAGAAGAGGGAACGGAUUAAUAUCACCCUGGAUCACCGCUGCCGAAUCUUCCAGAACCUGGAUGGAGCCUUGGAUGAGGUGGUGCUCAAGUUUGAAAUGGGACACGUGAGAGCACGGAACCUGGCCUAUGACACUCUCCCAGUCCUGAUUCAUGGAAACGGGCCUACCAAGCUGCAGCUAAACUACCUGGGCAAUUACAUCCCACGCUUCUGGACCUUUGAGACGGGCUGCACCGUGUGUGACGAGGGCCUGCGCCGCCUCAAGGGCAUCAGGGAUGAAGCUCUGCCCGUAGUCCUGGUCGGUGUUUUCAUUGAGCAGCCCACGCCGUUCCUAUCACUCUUCUUCCAGCGGCUCCUCCGCCUCCACUACCCCCAGAAACAGAUGCUGCUUUUUAUCCACAACCACGAGCAACACCACAAGGCCCAGGUGGAGCAGUUCCUGGAAGAGCAUGGCAGCAAGUACCAGUCCAUGAAGCUGGUGGGCCCUGAGAUCCGGAUGGCCAAUGCUGACGCCAGGAACAUGGGCGCAGACCUGUGCCGGCAGGACCGGAGCUGCACCUACUACUUCAGCGUGGAUGCCAACGUGGCCCUGACCGAGCCUGACACCCUGAGGCUGCUGAUUGAGCAGAACAAGAACGUCAUUGCCCCCUUGGUGACCCGCCAGGGGAGGUUGUGGUCGAACUUCUGGGGGGCGCUAAGUGCAGAUGGCUACUACGCCCGCUCUGAGGACUACGUGGACAUUGUGCAGGGUCGGCGUGUUGGUGUCUGGAAUGUGCCCUACAUAUCAAACAUCUACUUGAUCAAAGGCAGUGCACUGAGGGCUGAACUGCAGCAGAAAGACCUGUUCCACCACAGGAAGCUGGACUCUGACAUGUCCUUUUGUGCUAACAUUCGACAGCAGGACGUGUUCAUGUUCCUGACCAACCGGCAUACCUUUGGCCACCUGCUCUCCCUGGACAGCUACCAGACCACCCACCUCCAUAACGACCUCUGGGAGGUGUUCAGCAACCCCGAGGACUGGAAGGAGAAGUAUAUCCACGAGAACUACACCAAGGCCCUGGAGGGGAAACUGGUAGAGACGCCUUGCCCAGAUGUCUACUGGUUCCCCAUCUUCACGGAGGCGGCCUGCGACGAGCUGGUGGAGGAGAUGGAACACUAUGGCCAGUGGUCUCUGGGUGAUAACAAGGACAACCGCAUCCAGGGUGGCUAUGAAAAUGUGCCGACCAUUGACAUCCACAUGAACCAGAUCAGCUUUGAGCGGGAGUGGCACAAGUUCCUGGUGGAGUACAUCGCCCCCAUGACAGAGAAGCUCUACCCCGGCUACUACACCAGGGCCCAAUUUGACCUGGCCUUCGUAGUCCGCUACAAGCCUGACGAGCAGCCCUCGCUGAUGCCACACCAUGAUGCUUCCACCUUCACCAUCAACAUUGCCCUAAACCGGGUGGGAGUGGAUUACGAAGGCGGGGGCUGUCGGUUCCUGCGCUACAACUGCUCCAUCCGUGCCCCGCGGAAGGGCUGGACCCUCUUGCAUCCUGGGAGGCUCACGCACUACCACGAAGGGCUCCCCACCACCAAGGGCACCCGUUAUAUUGCAGUCUCCUUCGUCGACCCCUAACUG
Orycteropus afer afer is the source of this 2298-nucleotide messenger RNA. RefSeq names its product procollagen-lysine,2-oxoglutarate 5-dioxygenase 1 (gene PLOD1). Gene Ontology annotation, cellular component: endoplasmic reticulum. Gene Ontology annotation, biological process: peptidyl-lysine hydroxylation. Lineage: Eukaryota; Metazoa; Chordata; Mammalia; Tubulidentata; Orycteropodidae. The record is from RefSeq and is a predicted model, not a curated record. Gene Ontology annotation, molecular function: L-ascorbic acid binding; iron ion binding; procollagen-lysine 5-dioxygenase activity.